GGCGUUGAACAUUAGGUGGCCCAGGGUAGUGUGGGCACGCCAGGGAGCUAUGUGGUGACAUACGGGGUGUAUGCUGGAUGAUGAGAGCUCGCUGAUGUGGCAUAUUAAGCCGUGGUGGAACCGCAUUCUGCUGUUGGUUGUGCCAAGGCAAAGACCGGUCAUCAUAAUUGCACAUCAGGUUGCCGGUGAGAAAUCUGUGGUUGGGGGCAGCAUUUAUGAACCCACAGGCGUGGUGGAAAGGGAGGUUGUCCAUGCAAGAGAGGUUGUCCCAGGUAGCAAGGUGCCUAGAGGACGAAUCUAUAGGAUGUCUCCUGUGGAGUUAGAUGAGCUUCGCCGCCAGCUCAAGGAGCUCACAGAGAAGGGAUGGAUUCGGCCUAGUAACUCCCCUUACGGCGCUCCAGUCCUAUUCGUACCGAAGAAGGGAGGUACCUUGAGGAUGUGCAUUGACCAUAAGGGCCUCAAUGCCAUCACCAUUAAGAACGGGGAGCCCCGACCCCGCAUCGACGACCUCUUGGAUAGAGUGCAGGGAUGUCGGUACUUCACCAAGAUAGAUCUGAAGUCCGGAUACCAUCAAAUUGCCAUUAGGCCUGAGGAUCAGCACAAAACCGCAUUUCAGACCAGGUACGGUCUGUACGAGUUUGUGGUGAUGCCCUUUGGACUAUGCAAUGCACCUGGUACGUUCCAACACGCGAUGAACAUGAUUUUUCAUGACUACUUGGACAAGUUUAUCGUCGUGUACCUCGAUGAUAUUCUCCUCUUUAGUAGGACUGUAGAGGAGCACGCUGAGCACUUGAAAACAGUGCUAGGUCUCCUAAGACAGCACCAAUACAAGGUUAACUUGGAGAAACGCGAGUUUGGUCGCACCAAGAUCCUGUACUUGGGUCAUGAAAUAUCAGCAGAUGGAUUGAGGCCGGAUGAUGCUAAGGUGGCCAGCAUACGUGACUGGCCCAGACCUCAGACUGUUACUGAGGUCAGAUCGUUUUUGGGGAUGACGGGCUACUAUCGUCCGUUUGUGAAGAACUAUAGUACUAUAGCUUCCCCAUUGAUAGAUCUAACUCAAAGACAACCCACUGCAGCACCUGGCAGCAUAGACUUUGUUGUCAAAUAUGAGCAGAUGCUGCAGCAGGCCGUUGAACAUAUUAGGAAGUCUCAGGAUGCUAUGAUUGCAUCUGAGAAUAAGCAUAGACGGCCCUCUAACUUUCAGGUAGGUGAUAGAGUCUGGGUAAAGUCAUCUGAACUAGGUCAGGAGAUGGGUAUAUCCAGAAAACUGAUGCCACAGUAUUUUGGGCCCUGGGAGAUCUUGGACAUUGUAGGGGAUCAACCAGAUGGGCCUUCAUACGUGAUCCGUAUUCCUGCACACCUACGCACUUACCCUGUGUUCCAUGCUUCCAAGUUGGCACCUUUCGCUGCUACGGAGCAGUUUCCUUCAAGAAGAUCAAUGCUGCCCCCAACCAUGGACGGCGAGGUGGACAUCGAUCAGAUUGUGGAGCAUCAAAUGAUGCCUGUUCCUCGACCAUCACGCACAGGGCGCCCUCCUAAACCGAGAAUGCAGUAUCGUGUGAGCUUCAGACAUCACCUCGAUCCCAAGGAAGAUCGCUGGUUCACACGAGAGGAACUCAUGAGAACAGCACCUCAAGUGAUUGCAGGCUAUGAAAGAGAACGAAAAGGGAAGAUGCCUGCAGAGUAAGAGACUUCUCAGAGGACUAACGAAGUAAAGGAGGAGGGAAUGC
This is a messenger RNA of Chara braunii, 1730 nucleotides long. Lineage: Eukaryota; Viridiplantae; Streptophyta; Charophyceae; Charales; Characeae. The record is from the annotation of a GenBank genome assembly.